AUGAAGAAUUUUAAAGAUGAAUUUACAACUUGGAAUGAUAUUCAAUAUAAUAAUUCUUCAAUUUCGACAAUAAAAUUAUUUUCAGAAUUGGCUAAAUAUUUGUUUUCAGAAAUUUAUACCAUUCAUUACAAAGAACCUUUUACUGAAACAAAAAAAUAUAGUUUAGAAAGCCUUUUAGAAGAUAUUGCUAAAUCUUCUAUUUUAGAAAUUUGGCAAAUUAAAUAUGCAUUUUCAGAAAACACUUUUAGACUUCUAAGAGUCUCAAACAAUGCAAAAUUUAAUAUGGCUUUAAUUGCAAAUAAAUGGUAUAAAGAUGAAAUCAGCAAUAAUAUUGAAAUUAAUCAUAAUUCAAGCACAUGUAAUUUUAGUUAUAUUCAACAAAUUUAG
Messenger RNA from Funneliformis caledonium, 387 nucleotides. NCBI's taxonomy places the organism in Eukaryota, Fungi, Glomeromycota, Glomeromycetes, Glomerales, Glomeraceae. The record is from the annotation of a GenBank genome assembly.